This is a messenger RNA of Ailuropoda melanoleuca (giant panda), 1841 nucleotides long. It is a transcript of the gene RTN4R, whose product is annotated as reticulon 4 receptor. Gene Ontology annotation, biological process: positive regulation of Rho protein signal transduction. Bases 145 to 1566 code for a protein of 473 amino acids. Gene Ontology annotation, molecular function: protein binding; ganglioside GT1b binding; ganglioside GM1 binding. The transcript is spliced from 2 exons. Lineage: Eukaryota; Metazoa; Chordata; Mammalia; Carnivora; Ursidae. The record is from RefSeq and is a predicted model, not a curated record. Gene Ontology annotation, cellular component: external side of plasma membrane; plasma membrane.
AGCGGAGCGCGCUCAGCCUCGUCCCGCGGCCGGGCCGGGGCCGGGCCGGAGCGGCAGCGCCUGGAUGCGGACCCGGCCGCGGGGAGACGGGCGCCGGCCCCGAAGCGACUUUCGGUCCCAGUCGCGCCCCGCCCGACCCCUAAGAUGAAGAGGGCGUCCGCCGGAGGGAGCCAGCUGCUGGCCUGGGUGCUGUGGCUGCAGGCGUGGCGGGUGGCAGCACCAUGCCCAGGUGCCUGCGUCUGCUACAACGAGCCCAAGGUGACAACGAGCUGUCCGCAGCAGGGCCUUCAGGCCGUGCCCACUGACAUCCCAGCCGCCAGCCAACGCGUCUUCCUACACGGCAACCGCAUCGUGCAUGUGCCCGCUGCCAGCUUCCGGGCCUGCCGCAACCUCACCAUCCUGUGGCUGCAUUCGAAUGCGUUGGCCCGCAUCGACGCUGCUGCCUUCACCGGCCUGGCCCUUCUCGAGCAGCUGGACCUCAGCGACAAUGCGCAGCUGCGUGCUGUGGACCCCGCCACGUUCCACGGCCUGAGCCGCCUGCACACGCUGCACCUGGACCGCUGCGGCCUGCAGGAGCUGGGCCCUGGCCUGUUCCGUGGCCUGGCCGCCCUGCAGUACCUCUACCUGCAGGACAACGGGCUGCAGGCGCUGCCCGACGACGCCUUCCGUGACCUGGGCAACCUCACGCACCUCUUCCUGCACGGCAACCGCAUCCCCAGCGUGCCCGAGCGCGCCUUUCAAGGCCUGCACAGCCUUGACCGCCUCCUUCUGCAUCAGAACCGCGUGGCCCGCGUGCACCCGCAUGCCUUCCGUGACCUCGGCCGCCUCAUGACGCUCUACCUAUUUGCCAACAACCUCUCGGCUCUGCCCGCAGAGGCCCUGGCGCCCCUGCGUGCCCUGCAGUACCUGCGGCUCAAUGACAACCCCUGGGUGUGUGACUGCCGGGCCCGCCCGCUCUGGGCCUGGCUGCAGCAGUUCCGCGGCUCCUCGUCCGAGCUGCCCUGCAGCCUGCCGCCGCACCUGGCCGGCCGCGACCUCAAGCGCUUGGCCGCCACCGACCUGGAGGGCUGCGCCGUGGCUGCCAGGCCCUCCCGUCCCAUCCGGACCGGUUGGCCUACUGACGACAAGCCUCUGGGGCUGCCCAAGUGCUGCCAGCCGGACGGCGCAGACAAGUCCUCAGUGUUGGAGCCUGGGAGCCCAGCCUCAGCCGGCAAUGCGCUCAAGGGACGUGUGCCGUCCGGCGACAGCCCACCAGGCAACGGCUCUGGCCCUCGGCACAUCAACGACUCCCCCUUCGGGACCCUGCCCGGCUCUGCUGAGCCACCGCUGAGCGGGAUGCGGCCGGAGGGCUCCGAGCCGCCAGGACCCCCCACCACAGGCCCUCGCCGGAAGCCAGGCUGUUCCCGCAAGAACCGCACCCGCAGCCAGUGCCGUCUGGGCCAGGCGAGCGGUGGGGGCGGAGGGGCCGGUGAUGUGGAGGGCUCGGGCGCCCUGCCCAGCCUCACUUGCAGCCUGGCCCCCCUGGGCCUUGCGCUGGUGCUGUGGACGGUGCUGGGGCCCUGCUGACCAGCCACCGAGCGUGACGCCUUUCUCAGCAGUCAGGUGUGUGUGUACAUACGGGGUCCCCUCCGUGCCGCCAGCCAGCAUCAGGCGGCAGGCCCUCCCUGAUGGACACGUCCCCCCGCCCACCCCAUCUCCACCCCAUCAUGUUUACAGGGUGCGGCGGCAGCGUUUGUUCCAGAACGCCACCUCCCACCCGGAUCGCGGUAUAUAGAGAUAUGCAUUUUAUUUUACUUGUGUAAAAAUAUUGGACGACGUGGAAUAAAGAGAUCUUUUCUUAA